CCGAAUCUACCAAAUAAUGUUACACCUAAACUAUUCUACUCAAAUCACGUUGAGCUGCCAAAUUUAGAAUUUCAACUCGCUCUCAAUAGAAACAUGAAUGGCACAGUCAUUUAUGCAGCUUUUGACGAUGGUGAUAUAAAUAAUAGCGCGAAAGUUUUGGAAUUCAUACCUUAUAAAUCACUAACUUCAAAGGACGACCGACAUGCCUGCCUCGAAAAAUCAGGAUGUGAAAUAAUCAUAUCUGAAUGGCAUAAAAGCAAACAUAAAUAUUACGAAAAACAGAUUAUAGAAUAUAAUUCAAAUGACGCUGUCAACGUUUCAAUAACAUUGAAAAAAGAACCGCGGGAUGUUUCGAAAAGAUUUCUACGUCAAACAGGAAUAAACGUGCUGGAAAAUGGCAACUCAACAAUGCAUUACAAAAAAGUUCUGACCCCAGAAUUGGACAACAUGAAUCUUUAUGUGGAAGCAAGUAACAUGCUUAACAAUUCUUGUUAUAGAAUAACAGCAAUAACGUAUAAAUAUGUAGAUCGUCAAAUAAUACCCAAUGAAUCAAGACAUGCUUGCCUUAGUUCUUGCGAAAUAAUAAUUAAUGUGGAUCAAGAUGACAUAUAUUGUAAUGGCACUAUUAGAAAGAACACUACCAACAAGAAAGACCCAGCCAGUGAGGAUAUAGCCAAAAAAGUUUUUGGCAGAAAUGAUACAGGCGGAGUUUACUGGAUACCCAGCUAUGUUUCACAAAAUCAAAUAAUAUACCCGCAACUUCAUUUUGACCGUCAAAAGUUUGAACUACCUAAAACAACUAAUACUACAAUUUAUUCCCGUGUUAUUGGUAUAUUGAAACAGAAAUAAAUUAAUUCCUUACAAA
Messenger RNA from Melitaea cinxia (Glanville fritillary), 865 nucleotides. RefSeq lists its product as uncharacterized. Bases 94 to 849 code for a protein of 251 amino acids. The transcript is spliced from 8 exons. NCBI's taxonomy places the organism in Eukaryota, Metazoa, Arthropoda, Insecta, Lepidoptera, Nymphalidae. The record is from RefSeq and is a predicted model, not a curated record.